Molecule: messenger RNA, 1801 nt
Organism: Syngnathus typhle (broad-nosed pipefish)
Lineage: Eukaryota; Metazoa; Chordata; Actinopteri; Syngnathiformes; Syngnathidae
Gene: irf5
Product: interferon regulatory factor 5
Exons: 8
Coding region: 293-1615 (440 amino acids)
Biological process (GO): regulation of transcription by RNA polymerase II; immune system process
Cellular component (GO): nucleus
Molecular function (GO): protein binding; DNA-binding transcription factor activity, RNA polymerase II-specific; RNA polymerase II cis-regulatory region sequence-specific DNA binding
Source: RefSeq, a predicted model, not a curated record
AGGGGGAAAGUUGUUGACAGCGAGAGCGGCAGCAGCAGCGGCGGCAGGACUUUGGGAAAGCGCGGCUCAAGUAGCAUCUCGGCACCAGGACGAGGACAGGUGAGCUCAGACACCUUUUCCGGUCCAUCAGCUCAGCCUGAUGCUGAAGCGCAAUGGCUUCUAAAAGUAUCGUAGCACAUUCUGCGCUUAGGGUGUCACUUCCUGCAGUAAAGGGGGGAGGGAGAUGAUAUGAUGUGACUAUUCAGCGCAGUAAAAGCCAAACGAGCCUCUUCAGGAUCAGCAUGAGCAGCUGAUGACCGACGCCCGCCCGCCUUCCCUCCCUUGCGAGAUCAUGAGCGCGCAGGGCCGGAGAGUGCGCUUGAAGCCUUGGCUCGUGGCUCAGGUGGACAGCGGCCGUUUCCCUGGCCUCCAUUGGGUCGACUGGGAGCGCCGACUCUUCCAGAUCCCCUGGAAGCACGCCGCGCGCAGCCUGCCGACGACGCAUCAAGAGGAAAGCUCCAUCUUCAAGGCGUGGGCGCUGGAAACGGGCAAAUUUCAGGAAGGUGUGGACGAGCCCGAUCCGGCCAAGUGGAAGGCAAACCUGCGCUGCGCGCUCAACAAGAGUAAAGAGUUUCGGCUCCACUUUGACGGCACCAAAGAGACGCCCCUGCAGGCCUGCAAAAUCUACCAGCUUGUAGACUCAGAUGCUGCCGCCGCCGCCAACGACGAGAUGCCAAACGUGACAGAGCUGACCAUCGACCCCGGGAUCUGCGGCCCCGCCUCUUCCGUGUCCGUCCUGCCGCCGCACGGUGAUGCCAACCGCUUCCGGGUAUCCGCCACCUCCGAACUCCCUCGGCAGGACUUCCAAAUAUUUGAUGAGGUCGACCGCCCGGAGGCGAGCAACGAGGUCCGGCCUCAAGUGGACUCUGCAAACCUGCUCGCCAGCAUCCCAUCAACAGAUCUGGAUCUGAAGUUUCAGUACCGCGGCCGCUCCGUGGGUUCGCUGACUGUCAGUAACCCCCAGGGCUGCCGGCUUUUCUACGGCCAGCUGGGGCCCGACCCGCGGCAAGUGGACCUGUUUGGACCCGUCGACCUGCAACAGGUUUCCUUCCCGGGGACUUCGGAGAUCCUGAGCCAGAAACAGCGCCAAUUCACAGAGGCCCUGCUGAGCGUGAUGGAUCGCGGACUCAUCCUAGAAGUCUGGGAGCAAGACAUCUACGCUGUCCGCCUCUGCCAAUGUAAGGUGUACUGGUCUGGACCGGGAGCACCCCAUCAGGGUGGGCCCAAUCAGUUGGAGAGGGAGAGAAGGGUCAAAGUGUUCAGCCUCAACGACUUCCUCCAAGGACUGAUCUUGUACCAGAAGGGCGAGGCUGGGAAUUCCCCCCCUUACGAGAUCUGUUUCUGCUUCGGGGAGGACUGGCCCGAUGACCAGAAACCAAAAGAGAAGAAACUCAUUGUGGUUCAGGUGGUUCCGGUAGUGGCUCGAAUUCUAACAGAGAUGUUCUCAGGUGAGCACAGCUGGUCCAUUGAUAGCAUCCGCCUGCAGAUCUCCAACCCGGAUGUAAAGGACCAGACAGUGGAGCAGUUCAAAGAGCUCCAGAGACUCCUGCAGAGUCAAAAUCUCCAAGGACCCUGAACUGCCGCUAUCCCCCGACAAGCGCCACUCACAGCCCCCGCGCCUGAUUCAAACUAGGAGAUCCAUCCGUACCACGCAUUCUUUGCAAGAUAGUGCAUUUGGAUUUGUGUGUGUAUUUGUGCAUAAGGUCGAUGUUCAUUUCAAGAUCUGAUUCUGCAGCUCAAUACACUCUUUGGCUUUUAUUGA